Toxorhynchites rutilus septentrionalis is the source of this 2021-nucleotide messenger RNA. RefSeq lists its product as uncharacterized. The record is from RefSeq and is a predicted model, not a curated record. Lineage: Eukaryota; Metazoa; Arthropoda; Insecta; Diptera; Culicidae. The transcript has 2 exons. The coding region runs from base 636 to 1175 and encodes 179 amino acids.
AUUUUUCGGAGUGUAAUGAAAAGACGUGUGACUUGUUUGGGUGUCGAAGUCGGAAAAGAACUUUAUUUCAACAACUACUUUGACAGCAGUACGUUUAUCCCGGCGAGUGCUGAAUACACGAAUAAUUGAAGUUAUCUAAAGUGUCUUUACAAUAUACUCAUUUGAUAGAUGUUCGAAAACAUUCUAAAAUUCAACUAAUCUAAAUUCUAAUUCAAGACACAAUAGUUUGGAAAAUGCCAAACCGUCAAAUCUAUCAUGGGAUUCACGGGAAACAUCAAGCAGCGGUAAGACAUGAUAAUGACGAAAUGAACUCGAGAUAGUCAAACAAACAAACAAGAUUUGAUCAUCACACAAAAAGUAACAAAAAUACUUUUUUACGAUCAAUUCUGUCAGCAUUGCGUCGAAAUACAGGCAAUCCAACAAUCAUCACAAACACGAGCGGCUUUUCGGUGGGAAAUUGUCCGCUUUAGAAGAAAUAACUUCAAAAGGAUGGCGAGCGCAAGCCCGAGUUUUGUAUUUUGAUAACUUCAUUCGCGCACGUCGUCGUUGAACGAACCGAAUGUAUACAUCAAAUCAAACUCAUCGCGUAUUAAAGCUUUGUGUGAAAACAAUGGUCGAAACGCAACGUAACAAGAAUGGCCCUCACAGCGGGUUCGUCGAGUGAAAAACCAUCGCCCCAACCGCCAACAAUGGAACCGACCCCAUCGGGAUCCUAUUUCAAAUCAAAGCAUGGAAAGGCGAAGGUCGCUGAAAUCACCUUCGGACUGAUAGCAUCAAUUCUCCUCAUUUCAUUCCGCUGGUUGACAAUCACUGAGUACGGUUUCCUGUUCGUAGCUUUCAAUGCUACCCUGCUGACCACGAUCGUCCUGUGGGACAACGUACACGGAGAAAAACUGCGCAAUCUGUUGGCAGUCUCAACCCGGGUGGACCAACGCUACAACGCAAUCGUUGCCCUUCUCUUCUACAUCUUCUCCUUCUACGUGCUGGCAGUCAGCGGUAAAAUGUAUGAUACUGGUUUCAAAAUAGCGACCGGAGUGACCGGAAUGCUCGCCAGCUUUGCGUAUGCGUACAACUGGGGGCUGUUACGCCGGGAGAGGCUGCUGGAGGGAACGAUUGCUGCCAAUGUGGAUGAAUUUGAUCAGGAGGAGCAGAAGCAGCGGGACCGAUUGGUGUGACCUCCAUUCGGAAUUGUGAUUUGUAUUCAGCUGUACACAGGCGAACAAAAAAAAAACAAGAAGUCAUGAAGUGAAAAUGCCAAUGCUUGAAUUUUGUUUGUAAUUUAAGAUGGGAUUCUCCGCCUUUGGCUGCAUUGAAUGCGUUGGCUUGUGUAUGUAAGAAAAGUUUGCAAGUGCUGUGUUAACAGUGUGCGGAAAUUUCGGAAAUAGGACUCUCUGGAAAUCUGCUGGUCAUAUUUAACCAGUGUACAGAAUACUGAGUGUUUAGAUCUAGCAUUUCAUCUAAACAUAGUUGUUUAUACAAUAUUUUUAUUUUUUUGUAAUAAAUUAAUUCAAUCGAUAUGUUCACGCCGAAAAUCAUAUUUUUACAGUGCGUACGGUGCGAAAAUGUCUAUGCCAGCGAAAAUAGCCGUGAUCACAACAUGAUCCAUCCACGUUGCUAUAUGAUAUAAUUGUACACAUUAAUUCAAUGAUAAAUAUCCCAUAUUCGUUCAAUCAACCACGAAUUUGCAUAUGUACAGAAUGCAUACGAGUGUGCAUUCUGAUCAACGGUGAAACGUGACAACGUGAAAGUGUUCUUUGUCAAGCUCGAACCUCCUGCACUUCCGUCAUCUCGCAAAGUAACGUAAGCGCUACAUUCGACAUUUUAAUCAAUAAAAAAUACCAAAUACUUCCAAAAGGCUGCGAUAUUUCACAUAAAUGUGAAAAAGUCACAGGAAAGUUGUGUCCGAGACACGACCGCUUAGUUGACGUAGGAUUCCGUUAGGUUAUCUGUUGAUUUUGGAUAUGUUUGAAGAAUUACAUCGUUAAACUCUUUGAUAAUGAUUUGGUUUUAAUGUCUCUGUC